Molecule: messenger RNA, 1492 nt
Organism: Owenia fusiformis
Lineage: Eukaryota; Metazoa; Annelida; Polychaeta; Sabellida; Oweniidae
Source: the annotation of a GenBank genome assembly
UGACUCAUCGUUUUGAGAUUUGUUCAUCAACAUUUUCGGAAAUGCAGCAUAAUUUAUCAAAUACAACACGAUACAUCAAUAAAAACUACACUGGAUAAAGAAUGACUGGGAAAUGGAAAUUUAACUUGACAGUGGUUGAAAAGACAUUUAACUAAAUACUUAACAAAAACAAAAUCACACAUAUCUUGAGAGUACCUAGUUCGAAAACAUUUGUAAGGACAAAAUGUCAAGUAGCGGAAAAACAUCAAGAACAAAACUUGUGAAAGUCGUGCUGUUAGGAGAUGGUGGUGUCGGGAAGAGUUCACUUAUGAACCGAUUUGUUACAAAUAAAUUUGAUUCUCAGUCAUACCAUACGAUAGGAGUAGAAUUCCUUAAUAAAGACAUAACAGUUAGUAAUAACACUUAUACCAUGCAAAUCUGGGAUACAGCUGGUCAGGAGAGAUUCAAAAGUCUGCGGACGCCCUUUUAUAGAGGCGCUGAUUGCUGUCUUCUCACAUAUUCUGUUGAUGAUAUCCAAAGUUUUAAAAAUCUAACAAUGUGGAAAAAGGAGUUUCUUUAUUAUGCAGAUGUUCAGGAUGAAGAACAUUUCCCAUUUGUGGUCCUUGGAAACAAAGUUGAUAUCCCGGAACGGCAGGUUUCAAUUGACGAUGCCCAAAUAUGGUGUAACCAUCAUAAAAUUCCAUAUUAUGAAACAAGUGCUAAAGACUCUACUAAUGUUCAAAUUGCGUUUGAAGGUGCUGCAAAACGUGUUAAAGAACAAGAGGAAAAAUUGGACUUGAAAUCCCCGCAUGCCAACACAGUAGACCUGAACAAGCGAUUACCAAAGUCUGGGUCCUGUUGUUGAAUAAGCUCUACUUCAAAUGAAUUACUACAGUGCGCUUAAUAAUCCUAAAGAAAGAAUCACAUCAGUAAAGGGUCAGAUAAACAAAACAAGGAAGUAUUUACAUGAAGAUGUAUACUCAUAGGAUACCAAAGAUUCUGAAACUGAGUUUGAAUCCAGUUGUUAGCAGUUAGCGAUCUCUCCAUAAGUGUAAGCAAAGCUUAUAAAUAUUCCUUGAUUAAUUCAAAACUAGAAAAUAUAUUAGAAUGAUGGAUUCCUAUUUACUACAGGAUGAUCAAACAAAUGGAAACACUGAAAUUUUCUCAUAACUUUUCCAUUUUAGGAAAUUGUUUGACACAUUUGUGUGUCAUUCAAUAUCCUACUAUCCUACCAUCCUACCAUAUUUCAAGACCAAGACCAUCAGACUAAUAGUCACAAUAUUACAGCACUUUGAACAACAUCAUGGAACAUGCUUCAGGUGUGGUCAUCAUUGUGUUGUAGCCAAACCUGCACAAGUUGUCAAUGACCCAGCUGCAUUCCUCAGCAGGUAAACCUGAAUGACACCAAUAAUCUCUCUUUUGAGGUCUGUUAUUGUCCUGAGAUCAUUCUCAAACACUUAAGCACAAUAGUAACGUUGUGACUACCAGUCUGGUCAUGAAAUAAGGCAGGCUG